ACUCGGUACAUAGUCGACUGACUAUGAAAUAGCGAUACAGAGAAUGACGCCGGCAGAACUAAGCAGCUAAGCAGAGACGAAAUCAAAUCGAAUCAAACCCUAUGUUGUUCACAGCCGCCAAGUAAAUCAGUUAGUCGCAAAAAGAACGCCACGCGAAUUUUAACAAAACAAUCAAAAGCCAAUACUCUUAAAAAAACAAACAAAAAAAGAAAACGAAAAUAAAGCUGCAAAAAUAUAUAAACUUCAUUUAUUUCCCUUAUUUUGCCAACAAUUUUUGAUUGUUUGUUAUUGCGAAAUUAAAAACGAAUCCGUGCCGAUUUUGUUAUUCCAGUUAAUUGUGCUAAAUUCUAGUUUUAAAACGAUUUCGUUGUCAAACGAAUUUUAUUUGAGAGCUGUUUUAAACGAAAUAAAAAAAAGAAUCUAUCAAUCAAUCAAUAAAGUGAUCAAAAAACACACUGCGCUUACCACAACGAGAUACAUAGCGAAACGAUUAAAAAAAAAACAAAAAUUUAUAAAAAUUUCUACAUUUUCUACAAAACGACAAAAGUGCAUUAAACAACAAAAUACCCCUUAAAUACACUUACACACAAACACAUGCAACGAAUGUAUGAAUUGCGCGUUUUUUAACGAAAUAAAAUUUCUUUGAUUAAAUUUUGCAAACGACUCAUCCUUGGCGUUCCCCUCUAUACGACAUACACAAAUAGUUUUUUUUUAUAUCAACAAUUGCGAUUACCAAGGACAACCAAUAAAAAAACAAAAACAAGGAAACAACGAGGUCCUGCGAACGAAGCCAUAAAUCAAAAGUUCUACCCCAACUUACAUAUUCAAGGAGAGCCCAAAGCCACAUAAGAGGCAACUUCUCCAAAGUAAUUAGCAACUAAUAACAACAAACAAACCAACCAACCAACAAGCCUUUAGCAAAAUGUCAUGGAGAUAUGCGCUUCCUUACGAAAGAUCCUACACUCCCGUUAGCGACAGAUACAGUAAUUUGUCAUAUCAGCUUCCCUACAAAAGAUCCUAUACUCCCGUUAGCGACAGAUACAGCGAUUUGUGUUAUCAGCUUCCCUAUGAAAGAUCCUACACUCCCGUUAGCGACAGAUACAGAAAUUUGUACUAUCAGUCGCCCAGUCGUCUGGAAUCAGCGGCCGGUACCUCUAGCGAACAUACCACAGGACGUCAGUUGCAGCGGGUAUUGCAUUAUUCGAUGACACCAUGCAUGGCCGGCGUUUUGAGAUCGGAAUGUGCUCUGCACGAAGUGGAUUGCGAUGAAGUUUAUCCAGGAAUUUACAUUGGUGAUGCAGCAUCAGCGAAAAAUAAGACUUUCCUGCGCAUGAAAGGUAUUACACAUGUCUUGAAUGCAGCCGAAGGCUGUCGAUAUGGCCAGGUGGAUACGGGUCAUAGUUAUUAUCGUGAUAUGCCAAGCAUAAGCGGAAGAGACAACAAAACUACUUAUUUCAGAUACAUGGGCUUUCCAAUGGUUGAUGCUCCCACAACAGAUAUUUCGCGUUAUUUCUAUGUGGCUGCCAAAUUCAUCGAUAGUGCCAUUAGCAGCGGAGGUAAAGUAUUGGUACAUUGUUUGGUGGGCAUGUCCCGUUCGGCCACAUGUGUGCUGGCCUAUCUGAUGAUCUGUCGAAAAAUGUCAGCUGUUGAUGCCAUACGCAAGGUGCGCAUGCACCGUGACAUUCAUCCCAAUGAUGGUUUCUUACAACAAUUGGCUGACCUUGAUAUGGAACUUAAACGCAAAUGUCUAUAUCCUUACUAGACAGGAGCAAAACGAAACAUAACAAAAUCCCCGAAACCAAAUUAUACCUACGUACAUAUACAUAUAUAUAUAACAAUACGACUAUAUUUAUAACAACAACAAUAAUAAUGUAACACAUAACAAAUACUAUUUAUAAUUAUGUAAAAUUUAAAGAAAAAGGAAAAAAAAACAAAAAACAAACACCUAGUGACCUAGUAAUGAGACCAUUUUAUUCGACCAUUCUUGACAUUGACUUUGACUUUACACUACGGACAAUAGGACCGGAGGAGGAAAACAAAAACGAUCUUUUUGAACUUAUUUUUUAGUAACAAACAAAAGAAAACCCAAAAGAUAUCUAAAACAAUAUUAUUUUUUUGUAGUAUUUUAAUAAUAACUAAUUUUUGUAUUAUUUAAAAAGAAAAUUAUAUACUUUUAAUCCUAACAAAACCAAUUGAUCAUGAAUAAUAAUAUGAAGUAUUUAUAAAUAAAACAGAAAAACAAACAUAUAAACAGUGAUAAUAAACAAUUGUAACAAAUGAACUAAUAAAGCAAAGUGAAACGAAGUACGAGUCGUACAUAGGCAAUGACUUCCACUUGCAUUCAUCCACAUCCACUAUAUAUCCACAUGUGUGCGCAUAUACUCCAAACCAAUUUACUAAGCCCAGUGCGUUACCUAUUGCCACUUGUUGCAUAUUUAGAUGAAGUAGUGCAAAUAUUGGCAGAAACUAUCUCAUGGACCAUCCCUGCGGUGGCCAUGAGGAUUACGAUUUUUUGUGAUUAUUCUAAUGUAUGUAUGUCGAUAUAUCCAUUGAAUCGAGUGUCAGACAAAAUGAUUCUAUUACAAAUAUGAGUAAUUAUUCUGUUAAAUUUUAUGCAGAAAUGUUUUAUUAGCAACAUAUAAUAAAAAAAAACAUUUGUAAAAAAUUGAA
Molecule: messenger RNA, 2670 nt
Organism: Stomoxys calcitrans (stable fly)
Lineage: Eukaryota; Metazoa; Arthropoda; Insecta; Diptera; Muscidae
Product: dual specificity protein phosphatase 13
Exons: 8
Coding region: 923-1762 (279 amino acids)
Biological process (GO): negative regulation of MAPK cascade; protein dephosphorylation
Cellular component (GO): cytoplasm
Molecular function (GO): MAP kinase phosphatase activity; protein tyrosine/serine/threonine phosphatase activity
Source: RefSeq, a predicted model, not a curated record